Molecule: messenger RNA, 1590 nt
Organism: Harpia harpyja (harpy eagle)
Lineage: Eukaryota; Metazoa; Chordata; Aves; Accipitriformes; Accipitridae
Gene: GPR82
Product: G protein-coupled receptor 82
Exons: 2
Coding region: 413-1447 (344 amino acids)
Biological process (GO): G protein-coupled receptor signaling pathway
Cellular component (GO): membrane
Molecular function (GO): G protein-coupled receptor activity
Source: RefSeq, a predicted model, not a curated record
CCCCCAAAAAGAGGAAAGCACUAGACAAAGGGUUGUAAGGUGUUUCUAUGCCAUACCUACAUGACCAAAGGACUGUUACUAUUGCUUUUCGACACUAUCUCAUUCUUUUUAUUUCUCUAAUGGAGCUGCACCCUGACCUGAUUUCAACGGUUUUUUUGCACAGAGAACAUCAUCUUGUCUGAACUUUAAAUGUCUAGCUGCAUUUUGACACUGUAAAAGAAAAGUGUACAUUCUGAAAACCUACUUAUGUCAGAGAGAUAUUCUUAACUGUACUUUCCAGAUUCAAGUAUCAUCCGUUUCAUUGCAGCAUUGGAGAUAAAAAGGACAUCAGACAGAAAAAUUUCCUCUCUGCAAAGGAAGGUGCCUGCAGCUUGCAUAGCUCUGACCAUUCAUUCAAGAAAUACCGGCAUAAAUGAGAAAUUCAACAUGUCUUCUUCAGCCAUCGUUAGCUACUACUGUAGCUCUACCAGUCAUCUACUCUUUCUUAUUUCCUGCUGGAAGUUUUGGAAAUAUUCUUGCUGCCUGGAUAUUUUCGAGACAAGCACCCACAAAAAGAACACAAUACAUUUACCUGGCAAACCUUGUCACUGCAAAUUUACUUGUAUGUAGCACAAUGCCUUUUCUGGCUGUCUAUUUUGCAAGAGGGUACCAGUGGACUUACGACUCUCUAGCAUGCAGAAUAGCAAAUCACAUUGGGACUCUCAUUAUGCAUGUCAGUAUGUAUGUUACGAUUAUAAUUUUAUGUUCAACUGCUCUAAGUCAGUAUGCAACACUGAAGAAAAAUAGUGACACACAAUACUCUCAAGUGGUUAAUGAAAACUUUUACAGAUGUGUACUUGAAAAAUUUCGUCAGCCAAAAUUUGCUAAAUAUAUGUGCAUCAUUAUAUGGCUUACUGUGCUCUGCAUAACGGUAAUAGCUAUAACAUAUAAUGUCCAGGGAGGGGCUAUGGAAGAAUUUCAGAGAUGCUACAACAUCAGGGUAGAAGCUGGGGAAUUUACCACAAGGAUUGCAGCUUCUCUUGCCACUGCAUGUUUUUUUUUAUCUUUUAUAAUAGUUUUGUCAUCAUACUAUUCUCUUACCAGACAUCUGAGUAAAAUACAAAAAAAUACCUGUAUUGGAGAAAAACAUCUAAUUUACAAUACAGUGAAAAGAAACAUUCUUGUCAUCCAGAUGAUAUUAACUGUCUGCUUUCUUCCGUAUCAUAUUUUUAGGCCAAUUUUUUAUAUACUGCUUACAAAUAAUGACUGCCCAAGGCUAAACUGUAUAGUGGAAAUUAAAAAUUUCCUUACUUGUCUUGCUGCUGCUAAGAGUAGUUUAGAUCCAGUUAUAACCCUUCUGCUAGAUAAAAAAUUUAAGAAAUGUCUGUAUGGCCUGUUUACAAAAUCCACACCCGAACACCAAAAACGUAAAGCUGAUAUUUUCACUGAAGAGACUCCCGAAAUGUGAAGGAAUAUGAAAAGAUUUUAGUAGAAUAUAAGUAACAAUAAACUCAUUUAAACUACCUAUAACCAGACUUUGAUAUGACAUGGUGAAUAUUUAAGUAAAAUGAUAACAUAUUACUUGUAACUUUUUUUUCAAAUUAUCUUGCU